Molecule: messenger RNA, 1550 nt
Organism: Colossoma macropomum (tambaqui)
Lineage: Eukaryota; Metazoa; Chordata; Actinopteri; Characiformes; Serrasalmidae
Product: major histocompatibility complex class I-related gene protein-like
Exons: 7
Coding region: 165-1265 (366 amino acids)
Biological process (GO): immune response
Cellular component (GO): external side of plasma membrane
Source: RefSeq, a predicted model, not a curated record
UCUGGAUUUUUUCACCUGGGGAAAUCCGGACGUCCAGGAAUGUUGCAGCUUCCUCAGGUGUGGUAGAAAUAAAAACAACACAGCACCCAGUGAGGGAGGAGUCUGGCUCUGAAAAGGGGAAAUAAGUCUGUUUAAGUGAGAGAGGUUACAGUGAAGCACAGCACAUGAAACAUGAACAGCACAGAAACAUGAACAGGUUCUACAUUCUGCUCAAUGUUCUCACGUUUGCAGCAGCUGCUGUAAACACAGGCUCCCACUCUCUUUGUUUUUUAUCAACAUUCAUCAUAGGAGAGACGCCCUUCCCUGAGUUUACUGUCCUGACAAUGCUGGAUGACAUCUUAAUGACAUAUUAUGACUCAGUUGAAGAGAAGGCAGUCAUGAAAGUAGGCCAGCAAUUAAAUGAAGAGAAGCAAACAUUUGCUGAUAUGAUUUUUGGAGCACUGCAUGAAGGAAUGCGAGAUCAAGCCAAUUUUCUAAAGAGGCAUUUUAAUUACACCAACGGUGUUCACGCAGAACAGAGGCUGGAUUGCUGUGAGUUACUGAGCCAUAACAAGCCAGGAGGAAUGAAGAUGUUUGACGCUUUCAAUGGUCUGAAUGGAAUGGAGUUGGACUAUGAUGUACACCAUCAUGCUCUACACACUGAAACUAAAUGGCCAAUAGUUUUUGACACUGUAAAGCUGGAAUAUAACAAAAAACUGUAUGCAUAUUUUCUGCACCCUGUAUGCAUUGAAGCGUUAGAGACAGCUCUGAAAGAACUGAAGAAUCAUGUAUUCAGAAAAGUAAAGCCCAGAGUGAGACUCAUGAUGAAGCCCCAUGCAGACUCUGGAGGAGCUCGUGUGAGCUGCCUGGCCACUGGUUUCUACCCACGCCAUGUUAACCUGACGCUGCUGAGGAACGGCCAGCCCGUGUCCGAGCACCUGGUCAGUGGAGGUGAGCUGCUGCCUAAUGGAGACGGAACAUAUCAGAUGAGGAAGAGUCUGGAGAUCAGUGCAGAGGAGCUCCAACAGAAGAACAACUACACCUGCACAGCCACUCACCUCAGCCUGGACAACAAGCUGGACAUUCACUGGGAUUAUGAUCCAGGUCCACCCACUGCAGUCAUAGCUUCCACUGUGCUGCUGGUGAUAUUAGUGUGUCUGGUCGCACCAAUAGCUGUCUUCAUUAUGUGGAAGAAGAGACAUGUAGUUUCCCGAACAUCAUCCCAGAGUGAUUACUCUGCUGCAUCAACCACAGAGGAGAAAGAGCUGGAGGAACUGAAGAAUUGAAGACAUUCGAUCUGCUGCAGCCAAAUUUUUUUCUCUGGUCUGUGGGUUCUGUGCGGUUUUAGCUUGAUUCAUUUUUGAGGUUUACAAGAGAGCUCUUUAAAUUACUGUAUUGGUUGGAUGUAGACAAAUACAUCCUCUCUUUUCACUGUCAAAGAACUUGAUUAUUGAAAUCAAGAACAUUUUUAAAUAAUGCUUGUGAGUAUGUUGCCUUGAGGCAACCUUGUGUGACAAUGGAAACAAAUGAUGCAGAUCGUUAUGAAAAACUGCAUUUAAAUCUUAAUGAUA